Messenger RNA from Drosophila kikkawai, 289 nucleotides. RefSeq lists its product as uncharacterized. The record is from RefSeq and is a predicted model, not a curated record. NCBI's taxonomy places the organism in Eukaryota, Metazoa, Arthropoda, Insecta, Diptera, Drosophilidae.
GCAUACAUUCAGUCGGACGGUGCAACUCUCGGUGAAAUGUUGGGCAUUCUGAGUCUCUGGUUUAUUUUCUACCUCUUUGGCCGCAUCCAAGGGCGUUCGGUUGGAGAGCUGGACGAGUGGCAGCAGGAGUUUCUAGGUCCGCAGCCUGAUGCCACAAUCUUUGUCUACAAUCAAACCGAUAAGGAGCUUGACUUGGGUCACAGUCUUGGUGGGGAAAUGUAUAAAUUUUAAAGUAUAAAAUAGUAUUAAAUUUUAAAUGGUAAAUAAAUAAAUGUAAAUAUUGCUUGGA